This is a messenger RNA of Malus domestica (apple), 1518 nucleotides long. NCBI's taxonomy places the organism in Eukaryota, Viridiplantae, Streptophyta, Magnoliopsida, Rosales, Rosaceae. The record is from RefSeq and is a predicted model, not a curated record.
AUGCACAUUUUCGGAUCACUGCCCCUUUUCGGCUUUCCCUUAUUUCCAAAUCUCACCCACUUCAAUCUAAGUGGCAACAAUUUCCAAGGGCCUAUACCGCAUGCCAUUGGAAAUCUCUCCAGGCUCACGUCUUUGGACUUGGGCAACAACUUUUUUGAUCAACAAAUUCCAUCUGAGAUUGACCAGGUAACAGAGCUUCAGUAUCUAAAUCUCCGCAACAACCGUCUCUCUGGUACCAUCCCUUAUCAACUGAGCAAUCUCCCAAAGAAUUCCCAGAAUUUAUAUCUCAAUGCCGGAAACUUGACGUUCCUCAACUUGUCUCAUAAUAAUUUGAAUGGCCAAAUUCCACCUUCGAUAGGCCAACUCAGGGAGCUCCAGUACCUUGAUCUUUCAUACAACUCCUUAAACUCUUCUAUCCCUUCUGAGCUUGGUCUUUGUACAAACCUCACCCACUUGAGUUUAGCUAAUAACCGAUUCUCUGGCACGAUUCCGGACAAUAUAGGUUUGAUUUCUGGUCUUCAACGUGUUGACCUGAGUAUGAAUCUUCUGGAAGGGAAAAUUCCAUCCUCUGUAGGCCAACUCAGGGAGCUCCAGUACCUUGAUCUUUCAUCCAACUCCUUAACCUCAACAAUCCCUUCUGAACUUGUUCUUUGUACAAACCUCACCUACUUGAGUUUAGCUAAUAACCGAUUUUCUGGCACGAUUCCGGACAAUAUAGGUUUGAUUUCUGGUCUUCAACGUGUUGACCUGAGUAUAAAUCUUCUGGAAGGGAAAAUUCCAUCCUCUGUAGGCCAACUCAGGGAGCUCCAGUACCUUGAUCUUUCAUCCAACUCCUUAUACUCAACAAUCCCUUCUGAACUUGUUCUUUGUACAAACCUCACCUACUUGUACUUGUCUUCCAAUAAACUCAAUGGGGAACUGCCUCUGUCCUUGUCCAAUCUGAACAACCUCGUCGAAUUGGGUUUAGCAAAGAACCAAUUCUCUGGCACGAUUUCGGACAAUAUAGGUUUGAUUUCUGGUCUUCAACAUAUUGACCUGGGAAUGAAUCUUCUGGAAGGGGAAAUUCCACUCUCUAUAGGCCAACUCAGGGAGCUCCAGUACCUAAAUCUUUCAUACAACUUCUUAAACUCAUCAAUCCCUUCUGAACUUGGUCUUUGUACAAACCUCAACCGCUUGUCCUUGUCUUCCAAUAAACUCAACGGGGAACUGCCUUUGUCCUUGUCCAAUCUGAACAACCUCGUCGAAUUGGGUUUAGAUAAUAAUCUAUUUACUGGUCAAAUCCUUCCUUCUCUGGUCUCCAAUUGGACUAAUAUGGAAUCUUUGCAACUUCAGUCCAAUGAACUCAGUGGGGAGAUUCCGACGGAAGUUGGAAAUAUGAGCUUUCUGUUCACGCUCAAUCUAAGAAGGAACCAUUUGACAGGAGUGAUCCCUCAGAUUCUAGGCAAUUUAAUUUAUCUUAAGCUGCUCGAUUUGUCACACAACCAUCUUUCGGGGCAAAUCCCAUCAUUUGUCAACAUA